This is a messenger RNA of Peromyscus maniculatus bairdii (prairie deer mouse), 2002 nucleotides long. It is a transcript of the gene Hpdl, whose product is annotated as 4-hydroxyphenylpyruvate dioxygenase like. Gene Ontology annotation, biological process: aromatic amino acid metabolic process. Gene Ontology annotation, molecular function: 4-hydroxyphenylpyruvate dioxygenase activity. The record is from RefSeq and is a predicted model, not a curated record. NCBI's taxonomy places the organism in Eukaryota, Metazoa, Chordata, Mammalia, Rodentia, Cricetidae.
CUUAACUGGAAAUAUUUUAAUAUUAAGAAAAUAAGUAAGACAUGAACGCGGCACUAGGACUUGAACAAACUCCUGAAUCGUAAAGAGAAAAAGCACCGGACUAAGAAAUUCCGCGCUUCGGGCUCCUCCCCCACCCGGGCAGAACUUAGCUCUGAGGUCGGGAGAAGAGUGCGCCUGGCACCGACUGAAGGUGGCUAUUGUGACUUCCCGGGCCCCGGAAGGGGUGGCUCAGUGCCAAGGGUGUGACCUGGUCCAAGGCCCUGGGAAGAAACUGCCCUUCGUCCAGGCUGCACCCAAGGAGAGCGGUUCUGGGCGAGAGGGCGUGUCAAAGGCGGAGUCUCAGGCUCCACCCCGAUCUCCGGUCCGCGCCGCUCAGCGCCCGCGUGGUUCUCAUACAAUUCACCCUUAGGGGCUGUGGUCCUCAGCUGCCUUCGGGUUGAGGUUGCGCUGCAGAGAGGAUCAAUCCCCAAGGUCUGACUGUGACCCGGGCCCAGAAAAGACCAAGGAACGCGCUCUUCGGGCAGACCUGGACGCCACCGGCUUCCAACAACUAGUCCGGGACCGAGAGUCUUGGAGUUUUAAACAAGUGAGCGGCCCCAGAAGGACAGGGCCGGGUGGCCGGCCAUUGGGCUCGCCAUGGCUGCGCACGCCCGCCGUCUGUGCCAUGUCGCUUUCCAUGUGCCUGCCGGGCAGCCGCUAGCGAAGGACCUCCACCGCCUCUUCGGCUUCCAGCCCCUGGCGGUGCGGGAAGCAGGCGGCUGGAGACAGCUGGCCCUGCGCAGCGGAGACGCGGUCUUUCUAGUGAACGAGGGCUCGGGCCCGGGGGAGCCACUGUACGGCCUGGAUCCGCAUCACUCGGUGCCCAGCGCCACGAACCUGUGCUUCGACGUGGAGGAUGUGGGCGGUGCCGCCCGGGCGCUGGCCGCACAGGGCUGCGUCGUGCCGGUACCACCCACCAGCGUGAGGGAUGCACAGGGCACAGCCACCUACACGGUGGUCAGCUCUCCGGCUGGUAACCUUAGCUUUACGUUGCUGCAGCGUGCUGGCUAUCGCGGAUCCUUCCUGCCCGGAUUCAGACCGCUGCCUUGCACACCUGGCCCUCGCUGGGUCAGCCACGUGGACCACUUGACCUUGGCCUGCACCUCUGGCAGCUCCCCUACACUUAGGCGUUGGUUCCAGGACUGCCUAGGGUUUCGUCACUUGCCGCUGAGCCCAGGUGAGGAUCCGGAGCUGGGCCUCGAGGUGGCUGCAGGGUCUGGGCGAGGGGGACUACGGCUUACUGCCCUGCAGAUCCCACCUGACAGCACCGUCCCCACCCUCGUGCUGGCAGAGUCCCUGCCGGGACCCACCAACAGACAAGACCAGGUAGAGCAAUUUCUAGCCCGGCACCGGGGGCCAGGCCUGCAGCACGUAGGACUGUACACUCCCAACAUCAUGGAAGCUUCUGAGGGGAUGGCCAAGGCGGGAGGCCGGCUCCUGACCCCUCCUGAAGCCUACUACCAGCAGCCCGGCAAAGAGGAACAAAUCAUAGCUGCAGGGCACAAGCCUAGCCUUCUAGAACGGCAGGGAAUUCUGCUAGAUGGCGACAAAGACACGUUCUUGCUUCAGGUCUUCACCAAGUCCCUCUUCACUGAGGACACCUUCUUUCUGGAGCUGAUUCAGAGACAGGGGGCCACAGGCUUUGGCCAGAACAACAUCCGGGCACUAUGGCAGUCCGUGCAAGAGGAAGCUGCCAGGGCCCAGGGAGCAUAAUCCGGCAGGAUCUGGGAGUUGCCACGAGUCCCAGGUGCUCUGAGGGGUGCAGCACAGGCCUGCUGGAACUGACACACCUCCACAGGACCACACCCCAAAUAGAGGCCAUCCGUUCCGGCCAGGUGGGGGGGUCUUUGUUUCAACCAGUACCUGCCAAUUCUAGCGUCUCUUACUGGACUCCAAAGAGAUGGGAUUUAAAAGAACACAUCUAGGUAAUGUAAAGAAUAAAGGACUGAGGCAUAAGACAGCA